GAAUCACAGCAAGCAAAAAACCGGGAGCGGAAGUGUCUGUUUGUUGUCAUCGACUAGCCUCAUGCGCUAAACUAUCUGCACGGAGUCUGCUUUCAUUGCGAGAUCUGAAAUCGAAAAAGAUGACAGCCCAGGAGGUCCGUCUGUGUGGUCUUCUGCUGCAGGAGCACUUUGGAGAAGUGGUGGAGAAAGUGGGAAGAAAUCUGCUCAAAAGUGGAACGCAAAAUUUAAGAGCCAUUGUUCAUGAAACUGGCUUGUCAGUGGAUCUGGUAAAGAAGUCUCUGUGCGUUCUUGUGCAACAUGGAGCCUGUUCGUUUAUUCAAGGUCGAAAAGGACCGGGGAGCCCGACGGAAUACAAAGCCCACUGCGAUCGGGUACUGAGAAUUCUGCGCUACCCACGUUACAUAUACACAGCCAAAACGCUGUACGGCGACACCGGUGAGCUUAUCAUAGAGGAGCUGCUGCAGAGGGGCCACAUGACGAUGAGCAACACAGUUAAGACAGUCGCAGACCGUCUAACUCAGAGUAUGGACGAGGGGUCGAGCAUGGAUUAUGGUGAAGUGUCCGCCACCUUUUCCAAACUGGUAGAGACUCAUUUUCUCCAGCGCUGUCCCCCAGCAGCAGGAGCAGGAACGACAGGGAGCAGUCAGACUGCCAAUUCGACUUCUGCAGCUCCUGCCAGCAGCACUGCACCCACACCGGAAAGCUUCCCCGACUGCUACAGGGUUCCUCAAGUGACACUCAUAGGCCGGAGCAAACGCUCGCUCGCCAGCGAGGAAGGAGAGGACCAAAGAAAUGCGAAAAAAGCGAAAAUGGACCCAGAGACUCAUGGGGAUGAGGGGAUUUACUGGCAGGUGAACUUUGAACGGUUCCACCAGCAUUUCCGGGAUCAGACUAUCAUCAGUGCUGUCGCCAACAAACUAGAUCAGACCAGCAGUGAAAUAGUGAGAACCAUGCUGAGGAUGAGUGAGGUGACAACCUCUUCCACUGCCCCGUGCACAAAACCCCUUUCAGCCAAUGAGAUCUUCAGGUCCCUCCCAGCUACUUACAACAUCCCCCGCCAUAUAUUGGACCAGUACCUCACUCUGCUGGUGGAUGACCCUAUGGAGUUUGUGGGGAAGGCUGGGGAAAGUGGAGGAGGAAUGUAUAUUGUCAAUCUGAACCAAGCAUUGGCUAACCUGGCACGGGCCACCCUGGAGUCCAUCGUACAAGAGAGAUUUGGCUCCAGAUCAGCGCGCAUCUUCCGCCUGUUGCUACGGAAACGUCAUCUGGAGCAGAAGCAAGUGGAGGAUUUCGCCAUGAUUCCAGCAAAAGAGGCUAAAGACAUGUUGUACACUCUGCUCUCACAGAACCUGGUCCAGCUUCAGGAAAUCCCCAAAACACCAGACUUUGCUCCCUCUCGGACCUUCUAUCUUUAUACCGUCAACCAGCUGCCUACUGCGAGAUUGCUGCUACAGAACUGUUACAAGACAGUGGCCAACCUUAUGGAGCGGCGGCUGUUUGAGGCCAAAGAAAGCAAGCGCCUUCUGGAGAAAUCGCAACGAAUCGAAGCUAUUUUGGCGUCUCUGCAGGCCAGCGGGGCCGAACCCGAACAGCUCACUGAAGUGGAAGAAAUGAUCACCGCUCCUGAAAAGCAACAACUGGAUAGCUUAAGGCUUCAUGUUAACAAAUUAGAUUCAGCAGAGAAUCAAGUGGAUGAAACAAUCUUUCUUCUGGAGUCCUACAUAAGUUCCUCUACAAAACCUACAAGUUAAGUCAGAUUUGGAAGAAUGACUGACACCCCACAUUUUACUUAAAAAUUAUUUGAUUUUGUUUUUUUGUCACAACAGUUUUAGAGUUUACAGCAAAUAUGUUUCGGUUAGAAGUGGAUUUAAAUCUGAUUGUUUUUAUUCCUUGCAAAUAAUAAACACAACAGGAGGAACCCUU
Oryzias latipes (Japanese medaka) is the source of this 1923-nucleotide messenger RNA. RefSeq names its product polymerase (RNA) III (DNA directed) polypeptide C (gene polr3c). The record is from RefSeq and is a predicted model, not a curated record. NCBI's taxonomy places the organism in Eukaryota, Metazoa, Chordata, Actinopteri, Beloniformes, Adrianichthyidae. Gene Ontology annotation, molecular function: single-stranded DNA binding. Gene Ontology annotation, biological process: DNA-templated transcription. Gene Ontology annotation, cellular component: RNA polymerase III complex.